Messenger RNA from Amoebophrya sp. A25, 1510 nucleotides. Lineage: Eukaryota; Dinophyceae; Syndiniales; Amoebophryaceae. The record is from the annotation of a GenBank genome assembly.
AGUAACCAUGCUAAUUGAAUUCUGAUUUUGAUUUUUUGAAGAAUUGACCACUAUUAACAGUCUUCACUACAAGCAGACAGAUAAUAACACAUUCUUUAACGCUUACGUCAAUCUUCGCUAUACAAAAUGGAAACCGCCGUCCCCCUCCGUUUGCCUGUUGCUACAGCUGGCAUUUUGCUGUGUCCUUGUGGAUAUGGUCAUGCUUAUCAGAGGCCCAACGACCCGCUUUGGGCACAAGAGCACGUCGACGUCUCCAUCUAGAGUUUGCGGUCACGGAGGUCCAUCUUUAGAAGCUGCUCGGAGCCUGAAAGAACUCCUGUAGCACAUCGCGGCUAAUCUCUUAAGUGGACUCGUCGUUACGAUCAAGCGCAUCCAAAGCCAUAGAAAGCGAUGUCUUCCGCACCUUCAGCUCUGGAGUUACAGCGGCAGAGGUUCCAGGCUGCUGAACAGCAAGAUGGAGUCCGAUUUAGCUGGAAUAUCUGGCCACCAAGUCGCAUCGAUGCCACGAGAAUCGUGCUGCCACUGGGAUGUGUAUACACCCCUCUCCGACAGAAAAUGGCUCGCGUUGUCAGCUACGAGCCGCUUAUGUGUGGAGGCGGAACUUGGAGUAGUAGGGCGAACUUUGGUAGACAGUCGGACGACAGAAAUUAUGGUUGGCUUUUAUUCAACUUGUUUCUCGGCAUCUCGGUGCAAACUUUUGCACCCAUAGAAGAGUACUAUGGAAAAGGUGAGGUACCAGUAAUAUCAAUGAGGGGAUCCUCCAGAUAAAUAGAAGCACUCGCUAACGAAAGAACGAAUGUGACGGAGCUUUAAAUCCGUUCUGUAAAGUCGAUUUUAGGACCAAGCAUUGGACCUGCAACUUCUGUGGGAGACUAAACCAGUUUCCGGGAUUCUAUGCCGAGAGGAUAUCAGAACAGGCUUUGCCCUUAGAAUGCCAGUUGUCCUCGAUAGAGUAUCUGUUGCCGCAGGUGGCGCAUCAGGGAGGAACGGUUAUGAAGGAAAUUUUGACUUGGUAAUUAGGUCUAAAACCGUUGGUUUCUACGGCGCGACUUGACUUAAUCUUCAUAACAGUAUAAUACUGAGUGGAGAUUAUAAUCAAAUUUUUUUCCUCCACCAGCACUUGAACAAGCUUAUUCAUGGACGAUUACAACUAUAUGAAGGAUGCCUAAGCCUAAUGGAAUAUUCCUAAUAAGAUGACCCUGAUUCGAAUUCAUGACCCUCCUUUAAUAUAAAUGACUAAUAAUGCCUAAGCCCUUUUCAUUUCCUCCACAACACCAUCAAAAUGACCCUUUUCCUAAUUGAUAAUGCCCUUUUCAUUUCCUCCACAACACCAUCAAAAUGACCCUUUUCCUAAUUGAUAAUGCCCUUUUCAUUUCCUCCACAACACCAUCAAAAUGACCCUUUUCCUAAUUGAUAAUGCCCUUUUCAUUUCCUCCACAGCAGCAUCCACACCCGAUGCCCCCAUCUUCGUUUUCGUGCUGGACGUCGCUCUGAACAGCGCCGAGGAUGA